AUGUUUCGACAUUUGGGCGGACUUCUGCUUAUUUUCACCAUAUCAACUUUUACACUGAUCUUUACAUGGAGCUUAAGACCUGAACUUCUCAUUUCUACAGCUCACAGCAAGCCUAGCUGGUAUUUUCCACGAACUAUCACCGAUUUAAAUGUUCUUGUAGAUUAUUUUAGUAAGUACAGAGAGAAACAUUCCAUCUAUCUUUUGCUAUUAUUCAGCCUUGCCUACCUGUACAAACAGUCGUUUGCUAUUCCUGGAUCUUUUGCCAUGAACGUAUUGGCAGGAGCGUUGUUUGGUUAUUGGAAAGCAUUACUUUUGGUAUGCCCAUUGACUGCUAUAGGUGCCUCAUGUUGCUAUCUAUUGAGCUUAUGGUUCGCAAAACCGGUUAUCGAAUAUUUUUUCAGUAAUCAGUUACAGCGGCUCAGAUAUGAAGUUGCUGAGAAUCGCUGUAGACUGUUCAGCUUUUUAUUAUGUGCUCGAUUAUUUCCACUCACACCGCACUGGUUGUUAAAUGUUUGCUUACCACUUGUAAAUAUCCCAUUGAGCAACUUCGCUUUAUCUAUUUUGAUUGGAUUAAUUCCAUAUAACCUGCUAUGUGUGCAAGCUGGAAGCGUCCUCAGUAAUUUGAAAGACUUUUCUGAAGUAUUCAAUUUGACAACCACUAUGCAGCUUACUGUACUGGCAGUAAUUGUAUUUUUGUUCGGCAAAAUUAAAAAGAGAACUUGUUGUGCAAUAAGAAAAGUGUAA
Molecule: messenger RNA, 744 nt
Organism: Acanthocheilonema viteae
Lineage: Eukaryota; Metazoa; Nematoda; Chromadorea; Rhabditida; Onchocercidae
Source: the annotation of a GenBank genome assembly